ACUCAUCACUCAGCCAGGAAAGCCCAAUCACGUAUUAUUGAAAAAUGACACCAAAUUUUACGCACGCCGCCCCUCCAGUGCGCGCAGACAGAAAACGAGGUAGUGAGUCGGUCGGUCUCUGGCCUCGCAGGGGGAACUCUGAGAGAGAAAUAGCCCAUCAGUCUAUCUCGGACCGCUGCACUGACGGGUCCUCCUCCCCUCCUCUCCCUCGCAGCCCUGGGACAGAUACACUCGCACACACACGCUUGCUCUUUCUCGCUCGCCCGCCCUGCACAUGCGACGGGCUUACUCUCCGUCGCGUGUGUGUGUAUUUAAGUAUCGCCGGGGUGGGAGCGGAAGAGGCACAUCCGUGGUUUUUGUCGCCCCGGAACACUCACACUACAAGUCAUCGGAGUAAAAACCACGCUGAGUGAGCCGCGCAGAAGGACAGGCGGCGGGAAAACAUUGCGACGACGACGAGGAAGAAGUAGAAGAAAAAGGAGUUGUGUGAAAGGAAACAGUCAGCGGGGAAGAAAAGAAGGAAAGGAAAAAGAAGGAGAUAUAGUGUAAAAAAAAGAAAAGAAAAGAAAACAGAGACACCAGGAUAUAUUACGAAGAAGAAGAAGAAGAAGAAGGAAAAGGAGAAGUAUUGUAAAAAAAAAGUCACGGGGAAAUAUUACGAAGUAGCAGAUGUAAUAUAAAAAAAAGUCUCUGCAAAAAUAAUACGAAGAAGAAGAAGAAGUAAAAGAAGCAGCAGAAAAAGUAGUCUAAAAAGAAAGAGUUGCUGGGAAAUAUUACGAAGAAGAAAAAGAAGUUUGAGAAGAAGUAAUACAAAAAGAAACAGGAUCGCGAAAAAUUUGAAGAAGAAAGAUCGAGAGAGGAAGGAGAGAGAGAUUGACACGUUAAAGGAAGCAGGAAUCUAAAGGAAUGAAAAACGAAUAGAAGGAGGAAGGAUAGAUUGACACGUAAAGGAAACGAGAAUCCUGGAGUGAAAAAGGAAAGAUAGAUAGAGAGGGAUGAAGGAGUGACUGAGAAAAUUUGUUGUGGUUAAAAAUACCUGAAGAAAAUUAAUGAAAGUGGUGAAAGAAAUAUAUAAAAGGAAGGAAAGUGACUCGGGACACUUAAGAAAAUACAAUAGCAUACAAACGGGAAAAUCUUUAAUAAAACAGUAUCUCUAACUAUUUUAAGGUUACUUUAUUUAAGAUUCUGCUCAAAAAGUAAAAAGAAAAAGAUCACUAUUUGUCAUAACUUAGUAGUGAUAAAUUCGAUAAAGAAAGAGAAAGAGAAAUCAAGGAAAGAAAAGAUAAAAGAACAGAAAGCUACUAAUUACUGUAAGUGAUUAGUAAAAAAAAGAAGAAACAAACAAACAAACAAACAAACAAACGUAUCUUUUGAGUGUUAUAUAAAAAAAAACAUUUUAUUGAGUGGUGUAGAUAUACAUAACACAAAAAAAUAAAUGAAAUAAUAAGAAAACAAAAUAAACGAGUAACGUCUAUUAAUAAGAAAAAAAAAAAACUCAUUUACAAAAUAUUACCAAACCCAGUGACGUAAAAAAAAAAAAACAACGAAACAAAAAUCGUGACAUCAGCGCAUAGGAACAACAAGCAUCAGUGACGUCACGAGGAGGUUAGUGACGUCAAGGGGAGACUCAUGACGUCACCACAGCACCUGCAGGACACCCAGUAGAGGAAGAAGGAAGAGGAGGAAUGUUCUACGUGGAUCUGAAGGAGGCGCAGCAGGAGGAGGAGGAGGAGGAUGAAGAGACUCUUGAGGAAGACACGAGUCCUACCCCACCUGAAGGCCACAGGUGCAUGCAGGGACUCCUCUGUGCCUCUGCGUGGCGUGCAGGCAACGGCUCUCUACGUCUUCUGAAUUGUGACAUUAAACGUAGUGGUGAUGACGCGAGCUGAUGGGGCGGUGACAGGGGGGAUGCUGAGGAGGAGGUGAAGGAGGGGGCCAGGAUGGGUGCUGUGUCGCGGCUGCAGGAGUGAACAGCGGCGAGGUGGUGGAAGGCAAGAGAGAAGACAGCACCAGCAGCGAUAGCAAGAAGAAAAAAGUGAAGCCAAUCCUGAAGGUGCGUGAUGACACGAGCGGUGACAAGCGGGUGGCGCAAGAGGAAGACGGCGGGGAGUGGGCGUGCAUAGCCAGGCAGCGCAGCAACAGCAUACAGGAACGGCGGGGCCAACGUGCCGGGGAGUGCCACGCCCUCAGGCUGCCCGUGGCCAGGUCCCAGUCUUCCCACGCGUUGGUGGCACGGGCCACUGACGGCAGCCAGGUCGCCACCAUGAGCGAGCCGUCCUCCAGCCAGUCUAGCCCCCGCAGCCCCGCCCUCAAGGUGCUGAGCAAGGUGUUCAGCUUCAAGGAGCGCCGCUCCCCGCCCUGGUCCCCCAAGUCCCUCCGAAAGACGCAGUCCCAGAUUUCCAACAAGACCUCCCCCUCCAGCCUCGACAAGAGGAGGAGCUUCCAGCUGUCACCCUCGUCGCCUGACAUGCUGGAGGCCAAAUGGUUCCCCGACACCGCGGCGGCAUCCCCACGCGGCAGCGGCAGUCCCCGCGCCCCCUCCAGCCCCCGCCCCCCUCCAGCCCUCGAACCCCCCGCAGCCCUGGCAGCCCCCACAGCCCCCUCGCCACCCACGCUCAUCCGCAGCAGCGCUCACAGUUCUUCAUGUCCCUGGCAAAAACAAGUCCCAACGGCGACACUCCGGCCAUGACGCCCGGCGCCCCGGAGACCGGCGGCGUGAUCUACCGGCCACACGCCUGCCUGAGGGCGGCCAAGGCCGGCAGGCACCACUGGCGCACCAAGUCUGACACCUUUUCGCUGAACCCCCCGAAGGUGGAGGUGUCCAGGAAGAGGAGCAGGGAUGACUCCGAGUGUGACUCUCUGCCCUUCGAUGAAAGGGAUGUGAAAAGUAAAAGAAGAAAAAAAAACAUUGGAAAGAAGAAAAAAAAACAGACUUAGACACAAAACAUUGCAAAAGGAAAUAAAAAAAACGUACAAAUGAAAAAAAAAAGGCAGACAAAACAAUGAAAAAAGUGAAUGCAAAUUUAUUUUCUUGUAUUGAAUAUCAAAAAGGUGUGUGAUGAAAGUGACUGAAAGACUUUUAUUUUUGCACUAGACUGUGAAAGAAACAUUGAUGUGCCGCGAAUAUUUAAGGAAACAACAAAUUCCAUACUAGACUGAGACGAAAGAAAAUAAAUCAUAAAAAAAUAAUAAUAAAAAAGAAACGUGAUAUUAAAAGAAACCAGAAAUUUUGUAUCAGAUAAAAAAAAAGUAUAAUAGUAAUUAGAACAUUUUUAUUGCCGUCCUAAGAAAAAUAAAGGCAAAACAAAUAAAAAAGACUUAUUUUUAUGUGAAAAGAGUCACUUGUUCUUCGUAGAAAUACAAUCUAAAACGAAGAAGAAAAAAAAAAAUAAAAAAAAACGAAAACAAACAAUAAAAGUAGAAGUGAAAGAGAACAACAAAAAAAAAAAAAAAAAAUUGACAAGGUGAGUUUUGAAAAGAAAGAAAGAAAGUGAGGAGGCAAACAAAACUAAACCAAAACGAAAAAGGACAAUGUAAAAAAAAAGAAACAAACAAACAAAUACCAAAAGAAACGAAAGGUAGGGAUGAAAGACAGAACACGAACAAAACAGGAGAAAAGCAAGACAAAUUAGAAAAAAAGAAAGUGACGAGAUAGAUGAAAGUGAAGAAGGAAAACAACAUUAAAAAAUCAAAAGACAAGAAAUAGAAAGAACGAAGGAAAAAAAACAAGUAAAAAAUAUAAAAGAAAAGAGUAACAAGGUCAAUAAGAAAGAAAGAAAGGAGACAGAGAAACACUGAGAAGGAAGGAAGAAAGAAAAGAAAAGAAGAAAGGAAGAAACGAAUAUACGAAAAAAAAAUCUUAUAUAAAGGAAAGGAAGUGAGAAGGAUGAGAAGUGACAAGGAAGAGAGGAAGACGGAAGAAGAGGAGGAGGGAGAAAGAAGGAGGAAGGCAAGCUUGAAGAAAACGGAGUGACAGACGAAAAGGAAACGAGUAAAGUAGAUUAGAGGAGGAAAGAAGUGAAGAAUUGAACAACUGAAGGAAGGAAGGAAAGACGGAAAGAAGGAAGAAAGAAGAAGUCAAAGUGGGAAUGUAAGUUAAUUAAGGCGAAGGAGAUAAAGGAGACAACCUAACGAAGGAGGGAAAUAAUUAAGUGAAGGAAGGAAGACGGAAAAUUUAAUGAGGAAAGGACUCGUAAAUAAGAAACAAAAAAGGAAAAUAAGAAAUAAGUUGUGAAAUUUGUGACUAAGUGGAAGUGAGUGGCUGGAGAAAGAAAGGGAGAAAAAAUAAAAAAAAAAAGAAAAAGAAGAAAAUGAAAUAAGUGCAGGACAACAAUGAAUAAGUGACAUAACGAAAGGAACUGAAAAAAAAAGAGAGAGAGAAUAAAGGAAUAGAAGAAAAGGAGAGAGAGAAAAAAGUUAUCGAAGCAGUGAAAUAAGUAAAUGUAUAAGAAAUAAACAAAAGAAAAGUAAUAAAACAAACAAACAAACAAAACAAGAAAACAAACCUGAAGAAAGAAAAGAAAAAGAAAGAAAGAAAGAGAGAGGGAGUGAAGGAAAACAAUGAACGAACAAAAGUGAGUGAAGACAGGAGAGGAAGAAAGAAAGGAAGGGAGGAAAGAAGGAAGGAAGAAAGGAAGGAAGGAAGGAAGGAAGGAAGGAAGGAAGGAAAUGAAUGCUCUCUCUCCACACCUGACUGAGAUUAAAGAGUAACACAAGACAGACACCUUUCUCUCUCUCUCUCUCUCUCUCUCUCUCUCUCUCUCUCUCUCUCUCUCUCUCUCUCUCUCUCUCUCUCUCUCUCUCUCUCUCUCUCUCUCUCUCUCUCUCUCUCUCUCUCUCUCUCCGUCUAUCUAUCUAUUGUCUAUUUUCUACCUAUCUAUAAUCUAUCUCAAUCUCUAACUUAAAUUUUCACUGAUACCGACUAUUCCAGAAAUUCCAGUCCUUCAUUCCAGUCCCCUUUCUUUUAACCUUCCAGUACUGUUAAUUUCAUUCCUGAGAUUCCAGUCCUUCAUUCCAGUCCCCUUUUAAUCUUCCAGUGGUGUUGGUAUCAUUCCAGCAAUUCCAUUCCUUCAUUCCAGUUCCCUUUUCCUUUAAUCUUCCAGCCAUUCCAGUCCUUUAUUCCAUCUCCCUCCUUCUAACUGUUAGUCUUCCUUCCAGUCCUUCAAUAGACACACGGAAGUUGAGGAUACGGAGUGUGGAGAUGCGGUUUAUCUCGUUCUAGUCCUCCUCUGGUUGUGUUGUGCUCAGGUGAAGUGGUUUGCUUGAGGGAAGAGGCUGAAGAAGUGAGUGGUGUGUAUAUACUUUUUUUUAUUUACCUUCCUGCGGCCUUCAUUCUUUUCAGCCAUCAUCUGUGCAUCUUAAUUCUGAGAGACAAUUAAAGCUGGGAAGAAAACAAGAUCCGUGAAGUGCAUUUUGUGGUUUUCUUUGUUUUUUUUUUUCCUUCACUCGUCCAUUUGCAGGAAAGUAAAUAAAUAAAUAAGCAAGACGAAAUAUAUAUAUACGCUUCGUGCUCUUGUUCUUUAUCUUUGUUCGUUCAGUUAAAAGGGAGUGAGUGUUUAAAGAAAAGUGAGGAAGAAAAUAUUUAAGUUCCAUGUUUGAUUUUCUUUCAUUUCCUCAUUUGGGGAGGACGUAAAUAAGGAAGAGAAAUUACAUAUAAGAUCCUCCUGUUCCUGAUCUUUAUUCGUUCAGUUAGAGAAAAGUGAGAAAGGAAAAAAAAAUACUUGCGUCCGAUUAUUUAGUUUUCCUUCACACCCUCAUUUGGAGAAGAAAACAUAGAGAAAAUAUUAUACGCUUCCUGUUCUUUUUUUUUUUUCUGAUUCGUGGAUUUCCCUCGUCGUUCAGUGAGAGGGAGAGAGUGAGAAAAGGAAAACGACUCAGAAACGGGAAAAAAAGGUACGAAAAAAGAAGCAAGAAAAAAAAAAACA
This is a messenger RNA of Scylla paramamosain (green mud crab), 5924 nucleotides long. Its product is annotated as proline-rich protein 2-like. The coding region runs from base 2482 to 2937 and encodes 151 amino acids. The transcript is spliced from 5 exons. Lineage: Eukaryota; Metazoa; Arthropoda; Malacostraca; Decapoda; Portunidae. The record is from RefSeq and is a predicted model, not a curated record.